GAAGCAUCAUAUCAAAACAAUGUUUAGACCAACUAAAAAGAAAAAUAGAAGAGAGUUCAAAUGUUAGUCUCAUUGGAAUAAAUGGACAAAAACAUAGACCAUUAGGAAUUGUACGGAAAGUACAUGUCACCUUAAAUAAUAACCACCCAAUCGAAGUAACAAUGCAAGUAACAGAAGCUACAAACUAUGAAUUAAUUUUAGGAGUAGAUUGGUUAAGAGCUAUAAAUGGAGUAAUAUCCAUUGGAGAAAAGAUUUUAACCACUACUGCCUAUGGAACAACCAAUAAACAUCCUAUAAAAGCCAGAACAAAUGGUGAGAACAUUCACGAAUAUGGAAUGGGAAGACCUAGAGGAAGAACAGAAACCAACUAUCAAUAG
Molecule: messenger RNA, 377 nt
Organism: Entrophospora candida
Lineage: Eukaryota; Fungi; Glomeromycota; Glomeromycetes; Entrophosporales; Entrophosporaceae
Source: the annotation of a GenBank genome assembly